UUUGUCGAAGGAGAUAGUUGUGUUUACAUGUCCUUGUAGAAAUAAGUCUCCUGACGACCCACUGCGAGCUUUUGUUUAUUUUUAAGUGGGUCUACUUGGUUUAAGAAGAACUUUUAGUCAACCAAUGAGAACAAACAGUAAGAGAAAGAUGAUAUUGUGGUUUUUGUGAAAACCGAGUUCAAACAAGAAGGAUCCAUCCAUCGCGCUCUAGCUACACCUUGGAACGGCAGUAUGAGGAUUAGAUAGACUUUAAACGAUGAACACAAGAGUUAGAGGUUGUAGGAGCUUCUACUGUCGAGACUGGGUCUUCGAGAAAGUGCUGACUUGUCUUCAACGAAGGAAAGAACAAGAAGAUCUAAAAACUAAAGGAGCAUUUAUUGUUGGUGGGCCAGGCUCGGGGAAAACUACUCUUUUAAAAGAACUGAUUUUUCCAAGCAUAAAAGAUGGUCCUCAACAUGAUUUAUCCAAGAAAGUCUUGGCUCAUCAUUUUUGCGAAGCACACAACUACAGCACUGUUUCUGUCUCUGAGUUUAUCAAAAGCUUAGCUGAACAACUAGCAAAAGCAGAACCGUUGAAUUCCUAUAGGGAAAAGUUCAACGAGUCUCAGAUUCAAGAUUAUCUAAAGCCCGAGCAAUGCGCUAAAAACCCAGAUGUUUCGUUCAAAGAGGGUAUUUUACUGCCAUUGAACUCUAUCACACCACCAGAAGAUGUCUUCGUUGUUGUUGUUGACUCGAUAGACGAAUCAUUCCUGCAUUCUUUUGAUUCCGGCGUAUUUUCCGGCAGUCGAACUAUCGCAGAACUAGUGGCCACACAUUAUGAUUUGCUCCCUCCGUGGCUCUUCCUUGUAAUAAGUGCAAGAAAACAGUCAAAAACUGUGACAAAGAUGUUCACAGGUUUUCGUAAACUGACUCUUGAUGACUUGCGUAAAGCGCAUGUUGUGAGAGACAUCCAAGGUUAUAUUUUGAAUCGUUUAGACGAUGACAAAGAACUACGUAAAUACCUCACUCGAGAAACUGCCGAAAUAUUUAAUCAACUGCAUAUUAAAAGUAAUGGAUGUUUUCUUUAUCUUGAGAAAGUGCUGGACGGAAUUGAAGAACAGUUGUUUUCUCUUGAUGAAGUACAAGAUAUUCCAGGUACUUUGAAUGGACUUUACCUAUGGCUCUGCAAUCGACUGUACAAAGAGGAACAAUUCAAUCAAAUGCGACUGAUUUUAAACGUUAUUCUAGCCUCACAGAAGCCUCUUGAAGCAAACGAGCUGUAUCAAGCUGUUUGGACCAGGAAUUCUUCCAUUUGUACUAAAGAAUUCCACAAUAUUUUGGAAUCUAUGAGUUACAUGGUUGUUAAUGUUGAGGACUCAAAGUGCAUAUUUCACCAUUCAUUUGCCGAGUGGUUAAUUGAUGUCAAACAUUGUACACCAAGGUACCUGUGUUCACCCUCUGAUGGUCAUGCCAUGCUUGCCCUGCGGUGUACACUGUUGGCAAGUAAUAAACAAUCAGUUGACCUGCACCAGUUUGCUGUUCAUUUGAGCCGUGCUUCCUUCAAAGAAGAGCUAUCUCAGGAGCACUUUGCACUCUGGCUUCUAUGGAGUGGUGCACCUCUCUCAGAGACUCUAGCUGCUACAGACCAACCAAAACAGAAAGCACUACAGAUCCUGUUAGAUGCUGGUGCUGAUGUUAGUAAUGUUGAUGAGUCAGGAGAGUUAGCCAUCAGUUAUGGUAAAGAAACAGAAGAAUCCAUUAAAGCCUUUCUUGAAAAAGGAUCCUCAGUUGAUCGGGUUGACAGUGUUGGAAGGACACAGUUAUGCAAUGCAGCCUUCAAUGGAAACACAGAUGUGGUUAAGAUUUUGCUGCAGCAUGGUGCAAACGUCAACUACUCUGAUCCAUCAGGGGAGUCACCGCUGAUACUAGCAGCCAAACAAGGUCAUGCAGAUGUUGUUUACUUACUAGUGAACUGUGGAGCAAAUGUCAAUCAAAGUUCAAGUGAUGGUUGCACAGCAUUAAGAGCUUCGGCAUCUGGUGGUCACUCUGAUGUGGUGUCAAUCUUAUUAAAACAUGGUGCUAACGUAGAUCAAGCUGAUAAUGACAAGAGGACUGCUUUACGUGGGGCGGCAUGGGGUGGCCAUGCUGAUGUAGUACAGCAGUUAAUUGAACAUGGUGCUGAUCCAAACCAUACUGACAAAGAUGGCAGAUCUGCAUUGAUUGCCGCUGCAUAUAUGGGCCACAAAUCUGUAGUUAGAUACCUUCUUGAACACAAAGCAGAUGUCAAUCUUGCCGAUAAAGAUGGUCGAACUGCAUUAGCAGUUGCAGUUUUAUGUAUCUCUGCCAACCCUGAGCAUACUGAAGUGGUAAAAAUAUUAAUAGAGUACAAAGCUGAUGUUGAUCGACCUGACUAUGAUGGCAUGACAGCCCUCUGUGUUGCAUGUCUAGAAGGGCAUUAUAAUGUUGUUAAGUUACUUCUAAAUGCCAAUGCCGACAUCAGCCACUGGGACAGGAAUGGCAGAACACCUCUCUUUGCAGCAGCAGCAAGUGGCCAUGUGGGAAUUGUUAAGAUACUAUUAGAGAAAAACAGCAAAGGUCAACCAUCGUCUGGUGACUGGAGAGCGCCAAAGGAUGCAAUGUUCAGAGCAGAUAAUGGAGGCUGGACACCACUUAUGGUAGCUUGCUUCCAAGGUCACAGCUCAGUUGUCAAAGCCCUGUUGGAAGCUGGCAUUCACAUGAACGACAGAGAUAAAGAAAACAAAACAUGCUUGAUAAUUGCAGCACAGGAAGGGCACAGUAAAGCAGUCUCAACCCUCUUGAUGUUUGGUGCACCUGUCAAUCAAGAAGCUAAAGAAGGACGCACAGCUCUCUAUUAUGCUGCAAUGGAAGGUCAUUUCGACAGUGUUGAUGUAUUACUAAAGAAUGGAGCUGAUAUCAAUGGAGUCGAUAGUCUUGGCAGGACGGCUCUGUUUUCUGUCACAAUUGAAGGAAGUGAAGAAAUAGUUGAACAUUUGUUAAGACAUGGAGCUACUGUUGACUGUGUGGAUAAUGAUGGAAGAACUCCAUUACAAGGUGCUGCAUGGCAGGGAAACUACAACCUUGUUGCUCUGCUUCUGAAAUAUAAUGCUGAUGUGAAUUUUGGAGACAAUUUUGGACGGACAGCUUUGAUGUCUGCAGCAUGGCAAGGCCAGAAUUCAGUGAUUCAACUGAUGAUUGACAAUGGUGCUGAUGUUGAUAAAGUGUCUUCAGAAGGAGCUACUGCUUUGAGUAUAGCAUGUCAAGAGGGACAUGACGAGGUGGCACAGAUCUUGUUAGAAAAUGGUGCAAACAUGAACCACACAGACACAUUUGGACGGACACCAAUGCAAGUUGCUUCAGAGGCCGGUCACACAAAGAUCAUGAAAGCCUUAGAAGCAUACAGUGUGGUACGAAUGAAUGACAAUAGUUUUACAAGUGCACUGAAGCGAAGGGUCUCUACACCAGCAGAAAUCCCUGAGACUACGUCUCUAGUUUGUGAGGUCAUCACAAGAAAAGAGAGUAUAUCUUCUUCUGGUAGCUCUACGCAGGGCUCAAGGCAUGACGUUAGUUCACAAGAUGAUGGAGAAGGUGCUUCUGGGUCACUCCCCACACCCAGACUAUCUCACGACCGUCGAUACUCUUCUAGUUUCUUAGAAGUACAUAAAAUUGCAGCUGCAAAGGAACCGUGGAGCUCUAAGUGCCCUCCAUAUACCUCACAAGAAACUGUACAUCGUGAACCCCCUCCUUAUACAGAACAAGUAUUGCACUCAUCCGUAACAGUAAAUGAUGAUAUUGCACCUGUGAAACCUAACUCACCAAAGACACGGCGCAAGCCAUUUUCUAUGCUUCAUAAAAUAAAGCGACCUUUUGCUUUAGGAGGAUCAGGAGAGAGGAAGAACAAAUCUAAAACUCCACAUGACAAGAGACGAUUAUUCUCUUCCAGGAAAUCUAGCAGCAGUGGAAAGAGCACAGAGGUGGUUUCAGAUCCUCCGUCUUCUUCAGGUCUAGAUCAUCUGGAUUACCGGCUAUCUGACAGUCAAAGUUCUGUGGAGACCACAGUAUAAUGUUUCAUAUUUUCUGAAUAAUCCCCUUCACAGUUCCCUGCUGCAUCUUGAAAAACCUGUUAAUGAUUAUUGAAGGUUUUAAAAGGUUUCUAUCAUUGCAAGGUCACAGACAUCCUUGCUUAGAUGAGGCACACUUCCCUGAUGGCACAUGGACCUGUGAAGGGUGCUAUUCAAUAUCCACUUUUAUAUUUCUAAAUCAUAUUGUUCUUAAGAACCAAAUGGCAGUCAUCCUGUCUAUAAUAAAAUAAUAUCUGGAAAAAGAAUUACAGAAAUUUUAUCUAUAAAACUAAGUAUAUGUUGAAUGGAGGAUAGCAGAGAAACAAACCCUCUGCAUGUUUGAAAAGGGUUGCAUUUUUUACUCUUCCAAAAAUUAUUAAGAAUCUUUGACAUUUAUAAUAGUUUUGAUGGUAUGAUUUGACCCAUGGAACAAAAUCAAAUAACUAAUUUUCAAUAACAUAUAUUGUAAAAAAUAUUUGAAUGUUUAUCAUGGGUUUACUGAAACAAUUACCAUCAGGCCAUGUUUGAACAGAAGUUAUUUUUAACUGAAUUAAUCAUUCUAUGAUUUUAUCAAACAAAAUAUUCCAUAUUCUUAAAAACAGUGAUUUCAAAGGGAAUCCAAGUACUAAAUUUAUGAAUGAGACCAGCUCAUAAUAUUGUAAAAAUAAAUUUACUGUGGUUUGUGAAUAUUUUGCGCACUCAGAUAUUCCAACAGCUUGUUGUGAAAUUGUUUUUUUUCUGCUGCCAGUCAAGACAUAAAAGGUACAGACUGAUAAUUUUUGAUUGACGGCAGCAAAAAAACAAAUUUCAGCUUGUAGGUGAUGGUUUUGCUUAGGAAGCUAGUAGCAAAACUUUAGUUAAAUACCAAGAGUGAAUUAAAAAUUAAAGUGGUUUGGUUCAUUA
This is a messenger RNA of Actinia tenebrosa (Australian red waratah sea anemone), 4960 nucleotides long. RefSeq lists its product as uncharacterized. NCBI's taxonomy places the organism in Eukaryota, Metazoa, Cnidaria, Anthozoa, Actiniaria, Actiniidae. The record is from RefSeq and is a predicted model, not a curated record. Gene Ontology annotation, molecular function: protein binding.